Messenger RNA from Aspergillus tanneri, 3279 nucleotides. RefSeq names its product DUF3723 domain-containing protein. The coding region runs from base 1 to 3279 and encodes 1092 amino acids. The record is from RefSeq and is a predicted model, not a curated record. Lineage: Eukaryota; Fungi; Ascomycota; Eurotiomycetes; Eurotiales; Aspergillaceae. The transcript has 3 exons.
AUGCCUGCAAUGCGACGGGCUUUAUUCACCGAGGAAGAAGUCCGGCUGGCAACGGAGCGGCGACUGAAAUACCUAGGAACGGCGAAGGUUAGUAUCAACCAGAUUGAGUUCGAUCCCCCAUUACCACGAGACCUGGACCCCAAAAACCUGGGUCGGCUUCGUGAAAUCUUCCGUAAAAACCGUUGUCGUCGCCUGGACGUCGACAAUCAUGUCCCCGCGAUUGUGUCCUGCCAAGAUCUCGCUGCGGCGCUGCGGAAAGCGAAUGUUCCGCAGCAGUUACUGCUGACAAAUGAUCCCCACCAAUGUCCGCAGCUGAGGUUUGCAGCAGGGCAGCUGCGAGCCCUCCACGGACGUCAUCGUGUGCAGGCGGGAACCGAGGUGCUUCCUCCUGCUGACCGGUGGUGGAUGGUAGACCUCUACUUAGACGAUAUUGGUGAAGAACUAAGGACGUCCCUGGUAGAAGAAUAUGCCAACCAGAAGAAGCCGACCGAUGGAGAAAUUUAUCGCAAGAUCCGACAGUAUGAAGGCGAGGACAAUGAAGCUUUUCGGCAGCGGUGGUUUGUCCGAUUGUCCCCCAGCAACCAGGACCGCCUAGAUCAGCUCGACAAUAAAAGAAAUCGCCGUCUCCGACGAGCCUUUGACCGAUUACUGCCGAUAACUGGGCUUUGGGCACAUGGGAUGAGAAUUAGUAUGCUUCACCGGUUAAUCGCCACCGGUUGUGUCGAAGAGAUCCUGACUUAUCUCGACCACAUAGGAGACUUCUGGUCCUCCUUAGUUGCCUCGGAUUAUUGUGCGAUGAAGAAAAUUGAUUCUGAUACCGUUAACGCCCUGCAGUUAAUGGCACCAGGCAAAUCCCGAACUGACGCCAAAAAGGCCGGUGGAUUGAUCCUGGGUGGCCAGGCAUUCGCAGAAUUCAGCGAAGAAGAACGAAGGAUUAUAUGGAAUCGAAUGAAGACAUUUAACGGGCUGGUUCCGUCUUUGUAUACAUUUUUUGAAGACUUCAAGUAUCUGGAAAGCUGCGCCCAUUGCGUGAAGCGACUCUUUGGCGCGUCAACAGAGUCUGUGUGGAACACCAUGAGCUCGAUGUUUAUUCCAUCCUUGGAUUCAGAGGCGGAAGAGAUCGUUAUCCAGGUCUCCGAGUCCACUUUCCGGCAUGAGCGUGCGACCGAUGCAGAGCGUCUUGAUAAGGGAUACUUACAGGUGUGGCUGUAUGCAAUGCGACACUAUCCUUUAAUGCCGCCGGCCCCGAAGAAUGAUGAUGACCUGUUGGCAAAGCCAGCUCGUGCCAGAGCGGACGAGAGAGCGAUUUACGAGAUGGCCGAACUCGCCCGCCGGCUCGGGUUCGAUUCCCCGGAAAUUAAAACAUUAAUUGAUGGUUCCCCUGACCACCAGAUCGCACGGGCGGCUCUGUUGCAGGCCAGGAAACCUAAUUGUUUCCAGUAUGACGCUGAGCAGUUUGAUACACUAGUUAGUCAAAUUGUUGAUUGUUUCGCAACUGCAGUUCCUGUUCAGCCAGAAAUAGUCCCUGAUCUUCUCGCGGACAGCACCGUGAGACCUCGGGCUCGUUGCGGUAUGCCACGAAUGCGAACCCAUAAGCAAGAUAGCCCUUUUCUCUUCCUGGAUCUUUUGCACGCCGACGAUGUCGGGGUUGCUGACACGAUCACUACCCUUUUUGUCCGGCGUUGUGUCUAUUUCGCCUUCUUUGGAAAACCUACGCGACCUGGACCCAGUGGCGGCGAUCACACCGGAGAGACCCCGGGGGAUAUUCCUCCUUGGUCACCGUUGUUCGUCGGGGAAGAUGGGCCAUCUGCGGAUCCCGGAUUAACUCUGCAGUCGGCCCUAUCAAGGGAGCUGCCUCAACAAGAACAAGGACAGCCAGAAGAGCUGAGGGUCCGACAGGAUGGGGAACGACAAAUAUUGCGCAGCAGGCAGGCACCGAGGGGCCAAGCCGGACGAGGUGUUUUGCAACGACAACGAAUGCGGAAGGUUCAGACACGCAGACGUUUGUUGCACUCAACAGGGAAGGGGGACCAAGAGCCCAUGCAGAUAGAAUGGCUGAACACGGAGCGCUCGGAUCAGGAUAUGUCAGACCAAAGCCAUUCGUCCCCAGCACUUCCCGAUGUAGGCCUUGCAAUAAUACCCCAUGCAGGAUUGUUGGAGCGCAACACUCCUAAUCCAGCCUCUGAACAGGAAGUACAUGCAACUCUGCAGCCCGAGCGGCAGGCCUCAAGCAUGCUGCGCCACUAUGGCCCGCUCGACCCGGAAGAGGGAGAUACCAAUAGCCACUGUACAAGGAUUUCCCUUGAAGCAGCUCCUCUCGAGCAGAACUUAGACGACAGACCAACGAUAGAGGGCCCACAUCGAGACGGUGGUCCUCAAGACCAGGCGCGGAUCGAUUAUCCAUCGCAGCCACAGUCCGCGGACCCUGAGGGCAUUUCUUCCGGCAUUCCUUCCGUCAUUAGUCCUGGUAGGCAACAGCAGGGUCUAGAUGCAUACAUUGACCACCUGAUGAGGGCUCAGGAAGAGCAGGAAAAGUUGGAGGAGGAGUUAGAACACGAGCGACUCGAGGAAGAGCUUGGUCUUUUUAACCAGGAGCAACCCGUCCUGGAACUGCCACCUAGACCUCAUGAAGGGGAGAAUUCACCACCAAGGUCCCCUAAUAACCAUCUAGUGGAGGCAAUGCACAGCUCGGAUCCAAAUCUCAUACAGGUCGUUAAUCCAGAGCCUACUCAAGACCCAUCUCCAGUCUCUCACGGUGGACAGCCAGUGUCUCAAUCCCACGUGGAGAAUCCCGAACUUAUAGCAUCCACUACCCGAGAUGAUGCCAACAACCUCCGUAGUCACAGUCCUCCAAAGGAGGACGCUGUGCCUAAGCACACGGUGGGAACGCUGCUGUCCCCAGGAAUUGUUGAAAUCUCCUUCUGGGCUUUUCAGCAAGAACAGUGGGUGCAGACGGACCGACUCCAAGUAGAUCCUUUGGAUCCAUCACUGGUAGAACGGGUUGCGAGGAAGUACACCUGGAAGAAAUACUCGCUGUAUGAUAAGAACCUGCAAAGCCUUAGUCCGGCUCAAUGUUAUCGUGCGGCAACUGUCGACGGCAAUAAUGCAGUAUUCUUGAUCUCCGAGCAGGAAGAGCAGAGGCUCGCGGCUGAAGGGCGACUCACCAAGGAUAAGCAACUUCUAUCGUUGGUCUCUCGAGUUCUGGAUUCGGCUGGAUCUGAACCAAGUUCUCUAACUAAGCGUCACCGUGUACGUUCUGAGACAUCUGAGGAAAUAUGA